Molecule: messenger RNA, 2064 nt
Organism: Trypanosoma brucei brucei TREU927
Lineage: Eukaryota; Euglenozoa; Kinetoplastea; Trypanosomatida; Trypanosomatidae
Gene: Tb927.5.700
Exons: 1
Coding region: 1-2064 (687 amino acids)
Molecular function (GO): protein binding
Source: RefSeq, a predicted model, not a curated record
AUGGGUGGUGGAGCAGCGGUGUCGUCUGGUGACGACAGCGCCGCGGCAUCUUCGGGUAACGACACCACCACAACGGAUGGUAAUCAUGGCGGGAGGUACGCCUGGGAAUGCGUUGACGACGUCGGGGGCGCUUUCAACGGUUCCAUGAAUGGCAACACCUCCCUGCCAAAAGGUUCAAACAUCUGUGAGACUCACGGGUGUUGGAGUAAGCAAAUACUCCGAAGGGACAUUUGCUGCGAGCGGAGCUACGUUCACCCUGUCAGCGCUGCUUGGCGUUGCAGCAGCGUUCUUUCACUUCCAGUGUCACUCCUUGACGAGGUGUUCACUUUUUUGCAUCCCGAGGAUCUCUGCAGGGUAUUGGAAGUAUGCCGGUUUUUCUUCUCUGCCGCUGUAAGGUCCGAUCGUACCGCCUGGAGGUCCGUAUGCCUUUCGCUAUGGAAAAACAAGCAGGGGCUCUCGCGCGUGGUGCGUGAAUGGCCGUCUGUGGAGGAGGUAUGCCGACAGGAAGACUUGGAGUCGAUUUGUGUGCAACAAGCGUUUGCACAUGAAUAUUUCAGCUGGGGAACCAUUAACAACAUGGUGCCGCACAUGGAGGACGGUGAGGCCGACUGCGAAACCUAUUUUGCUGCGACGGUGCUAUUCCGUGAUGCAAUUGAUCAGGAUACAGGGGAUCCAACGGGACGACGGCAUCAGCAGGUGUGGGGAUGCACACCAUCGAGUACGGCUACGUACGAUGCUAUUGUGAACACAACGGGAGCAAGAGCACCCCUGUUCACGGUUCUUCCUUUUUCGGGACGUUACACCACGCCUGGGGAAACGGAGGGGAUCACAUCUACUUCCUCGUGUGUUGCAGCGGAAAAGAAAGGGCUUUAUUGGUGGCAGAUGACCCUCGAACGACAGCAACAAGAACUGAGUCGACUCCGUAAGACCGGUGGUUCGUCGAAGUUUCAGCAUAAGCAGCCAUAUUGCCCCGCUCGCCCAUUACUCAGCCAUACCAACACCCCACAAAACGUGGAAUCUGUCGAAGCGCCUUUUCGGUUCCCGUCCACGACCGGGUGCUGUGAGGGGAGCCGUUUACAAAAAGUGUGUGACACUGCGGUCAGCCAGCAUGUUUUUUGCAGUUCCGGGUGUGGUAAGGACAGCAAAAGAGAACAUGGAGGCUCUGUCGACGACUUUCACAGAGGGAUGGCCGUUGUUCGGUCUCUCAGCGCACAACUCCGUGCCCGGAGGAAGGCGCGCACGUACGUGUUUGCGAAGAAAACAGCUAAAUACUACGAUGAUGAAGAUGAUAGCGACGAAGACUUGCUACAGCUUCCAGUGUCAUGGAAAUUUGCUUACUAUAUGUCUUUGCGCGAUUCAUGCCGCCAGAAGAUAGCGAUGCAAGAACUCAUUGAAGGCACAUGGUUCGUGUGCUUUCGGAAAACCGGAAACACACACCCAGCAUGUUUUAAUGCUGACAACAGUCUGUUUGUAUACCCCGCCACUUACACCCGCGAUGGUGGUUGUCAGGUACAUCGUCCCGGCGGUAGUAGCGGCGAAGGUGCAGCUUCUGCUCCGGUAAUGCCUCCGGUUAUGUAUCAGCUGCAGCGCGGUGGGACAGAACUUGUUCUUAACAGUUUCCCUCCGCUGAAAGUACAACGCCGCUCUCGCUCCGCCUGUUCCCUCUCUUCCACCCAAUCUGCUUCCCCAAAUGCACCAGCCACUGGUCGUGCAAUGGAUGCUCAGACGCACAACGGAGGGAGGGGCAUAAGGGCCGGAACUUCCGCGGCGGAGGCUGCCGCAAUUCGAGCAUUUAUGUCUGAGCCCAAUGCCACCCUUCAGCGCCUUGCAUCCGCUGCGGAACGGUUACACCAUCCACACGACACCGAACGCGUUGCAACAGCUGGGGAAGGUGCCGGGGAAGGAAAGGAGAGUUCAAGUGGGGGGACGGUUCAUGAUGGCGACGAUGAAGAUUUUGAUAACGAUUGGGGAUGGGUGAUACAAAAUUAUUUUGUGAAAAUCUUUUCCUCAACAACGAGUAUCCCGUUGUAUGUAAGCAGGCUGGAGUACUCAUGUGGGCUGUAG